Messenger RNA from Hyphopichia burtonii NRRL Y-1933, 331 nucleotides. RefSeq lists its product as uncharacterized. The coding region runs from base 7 to 306 and encodes 99 amino acids. Lineage: Eukaryota; Fungi; Ascomycota; Pichiomycetes; Serinales; Debaryomycetaceae. The record is from RefSeq and is a predicted model, not a curated record. The transcript has a single exon.
CACAUCAUGGCACCACUCAAGAAACCAUUACCACGAAAGAGAGAGGAUGAAAAUACCAAAGACAGGGCAAUUAAGGCUGCGUCUGUAACAGCAUUAUCGCUUUUGUUUUUACUCUUAUGGGGAUAUCAGGCCUUAUGGGCCAUUGGGGUGAUUUUCGAUAACAGAUUUGGCAGUUUGGUUAAUAACUUGGUUUUUGGAAUUGGCUCAUUGAUUGCGAGUGGAGGGAUAGCCAUCAAAGUGGUUACAUACUUGAACGAUCGACUUUUAACUGACACGAUUGAUGCCGAUCAUAAGAAAUAUAUCUAACGUUUUGUAAAUAAUAGUAAUAUAG